Molecule: messenger RNA, 1832 nt
Organism: Athalia rosae (coleseed sawfly)
Lineage: Eukaryota; Metazoa; Arthropoda; Insecta; Hymenoptera; Athaliidae
Product: damage-control phosphatase ARMT1-like
Exons: 6
Coding region: 244-1599 (451 amino acids)
Biological process (GO): DNA damage response
Cellular component (GO): nucleus; cytoplasm
Molecular function (GO): phosphatase activity
Source: RefSeq, a predicted model, not a curated record
GUGCGUACGGCUCUAAGCGUAUGCUACGACUGAAUGGAAGAGGUGCUGAACAGAAGGUGUGGCCUCGUUCAUCCCCUACUCUGUCGCACACACCACCGUAUGAUCUGCAUACGCGAGCUUGGCGCCACUGUGCAGUCAUCGUAAGCAGACGUGAGAGUCUAGACGUCGUUUCUAGGUCAAGUUGUGGUCAGGUUCAUUUAUCUCUUCAUCUAAGAAAAAAAAAGUACCUGACAGCCAAUAACGAUGGCAACAUCAACCGAAAGUAUCGACGGAUUAAAAGAUAUCGUAACUCCAUUUGGGGUGCAAUUGGCAGGUGUUUACAAAAGGAGUUUUGGGUACACGACUCUCACCUAUAGAUUGUCUGUAAUUCUAACUGGGGUUACCGAUUUGCUGAGUAAUGAUGAAGCGGAAAUCGUUUCGGAAUAUGGACAGGCAGCUGCUGAUGAUUUGAGACAGGUCAUAUCCUAUAUUAAUAAACUGAAAAAUGAAAUACCAUCCAAUCGACCUUUGACACCUCUCCUUAAUCCAUCAGAGGAAAACGACGUUCAAAUAUGGAAUGAUUAUCUAGAUGAACGUACUAAACUAGAAGGAGGUGUCCCAGCUUGGUACAGCACCCCGUGGAUUUACUGUGAAACUUACAUGUACAGGAGACUGGCUGAAGGAUUUAAUCUUACCAAAACGUUACAACACUUUGAUCCAUUUGCCAAGCAGAAGAAACAUGCCUUCGAUGGUUCGGUUGCCAGUGCAACUUCUGUGGCUGCAUACACUCUAGCACAAAUUGAAAGCAGACAGGAUAUUGAUUCGGAGUCCUGUAAAAUCGAGUUUAUAAAAUUAAUGAAAUUAGCAUUAUGGGGUAACAGAUGCGACCUAUCUCUGAGUGCAGGUGUUGCAAAUGGGCAGGUUGGAAACCCACUGGAGUUACUUGCUUCCCUGGAGGCAGACAUCCUUGUUGACGAUACAGAUUUUGUCUGGAAUGCGCUUGCUAAAGCAAAAGCGUCUGACAAAACAGUCACACUCGAUAUAGUGUUGGAUAAUGCUGGCUACGAAUUAUUUACGGAUCUUUGCCUAGCUGCUUUUCUAGUCGCCCACAAACUUGCUCACAAAGUACGAUUUUAUGUAAAAAGUAUUCCAUGGUAUGUCAGUGACGUAACCACUGAGGAUUUCCAUUGGAUAAUAGAACGUAUGCUAGGCUCUUCAAAUUCUGAAUUAGCACACCUAGGAAAGGUGAUCAAAGGGCAUCUUGAGACCAAUGUAUGGUCCAUUGAGGACGAACCUUUUUGGACCCAACCGUUCGUUUUUUCUGAGAUGCGACAAAAGAAUCCCACAUUGUAUGCGAAACUUUCGGAAGCAAGCUUAAUAAUUUUCAAAGGAGAUCUAAACUACAGAAAAUUGGUGGGUGAUAUUAACUGGGAAUAUACCACUAAAUUUGUGAAUGCCGUACAAGGAUUUUUGCCAGCAAAGUUAGUUAGUCUGAGAACUAUUAAAUCGGACGUCUGCGCUGGCUUGAAACCUGGACAAGGAGAGGCUCUGCGCGUAAAGGAUCCCAAUUGGAUGAUCACUGGACAGUAUGGGCUCAUACAAAGUGCUGAUAUUGCUUGACUAGAAGAGCAGAGCGUGAAGCCCAAAUCUGACUAGUAGGUGUAUUUAUAUUGUAGGAAAUUUGAAUAGUCAUACUUCCGGCCAAAAGAGGAUUCUCAAUGAAGUAUGUCAAUACUUCUUCAUCGGCGAAACUCAUUGUCAGUUGCAACGGUAUUGUACUAUUUGGAAUAUUUAUUUUAUUACACAUAGUAGUAAUACAAUAUUUUUAAUAAUAAUAAAGAGUAAUAAGUAAC